AUGGGAGACAUUAAACUUUCACAGCCUUAUCAAUGUAAGCACUGUUCUUUAUGUAACUGGCAGCAACUUCAGCCAGAAAUAAGAAUAGCCCAGUGUCCUCUGUAUCGCCAACACAAAGAGCCAGAGGCCAGGAAUGCUGCCAGGAUGAACCAGGAAAAGCCCUGCCCCAGCCCUCGGGACAGACUGCAGGUGCUUGAGGCUCCUUGGAUCCCAAGUAUUCAUUUAAGGCCACAGUAUAACUUGGAGCGGCUCAGUUGUGACUUUCAACACAGUUCCAGAGAGCCCAGGAGGAGGCUUGUUUCAUGGCUAGAGUCUGGAAAUGGUUGCAUCUUUGUCUUUCUGUAUAUAUGUGGCAGUCCUGACAGUGGAGGCGGUUACUGCGAAUUGGAUAUGAACGGGUGUCGGCUGAGCAGAGGUUCUGCCUCUCAAGAGGAACUGAGUGCUGUUGGCAUUCAACACACCGCAGAGACCAGCAAUCUUGCACCUCACCUCACAGCACGGACAGAGGAGACCAAGCCUAAGAGAACCAGGAAUGAAAAGGUUUUCAACUGCUUAUACAAAAACCCUGAGGCAACUUUUAUGCUGAUUUGCUUUCCCUGGGUAGCAGGUGGCUCAGUUCAUUUUGCCAAAUGGGGCCAAGAUACUCAUGAUUCACUGGAAGUGCACUCCUUAAGGCUUCCUGGAAGAGAAAGCCGAAUUGAAGAACCUUUUGCAAAUGACAUCUCCCAGUUAGUUGAUGAAGUUGUUCAUGCUCUGCAGCCAGUCAUCCAGGAGAAACCAUUUGCAUUUUUUGGCCACAGUAUGGGAUCCUACAUUGCUUUUAGGACUGCACUACACNAUCAACAGUUUUCAGUUUAUGAGCCAAGUGUGUUAUAUGAAAUAUCAGGCCUGUGUUGUUGUUCAUGUUUCAAGUCAAAGGCCUGGCCUCGCAUUCCCAAAGAAGAUGAAUUGUCAGAAGAACAAAUGCAUCAUUACCUUAAGGAAUUUGGAGGCACCCCUAAGGAUUUUGUUGAAGAAAAGGAACUUGUGCAACAAUAUAAACCCAUGAUAAUGGCAGAUCUGAACGUUGUUAGUAGUUGCACUUCUAACAUACCAUCUAAGGCUGUUCUUUCUUGUGACUUAACAUGUUUUGUUGGAUCUGAAGACAUAGUAAAGGACGUGGAAGCCUGGAAAGAUGUAACCAGUGGAAAUACUAACAUUCACCAGCUUCCAGGGGAUCACUUUUAUCUUCUGGAUCCUGCCAACGAGAAAUUAAUCAAGAACUACAUAGUCAAGUGUCUAGAAGUAUCAUCACUUGCCAAUUUUUAG
Messenger RNA from Cercocebus atys (sooty mangabey), 1308 nucleotides. RefSeq names its product oleoyl-ACP hydrolase (gene OLAH). The coding region runs from base 1 to 1308 and encodes 435 amino acids. Lineage: Eukaryota; Metazoa; Chordata; Mammalia; Primates; Cercopithecidae. The transcript is spliced from 10 exons. The record is from RefSeq and is a predicted model, not a curated record. Gene Ontology annotation, biological process: lipid biosynthetic process.